Messenger RNA from Phytophthora infestans T30-4, 2082 nucleotides. RefSeq lists its product as uncharacterized. The transcript is spliced from 7 exons. The record is from RefSeq and is a predicted model, not a curated record. NCBI's taxonomy places the organism in Eukaryota, Oomycota, Peronosporomycetes, Peronosporales, Peronosporaceae. Gene Ontology annotation, molecular function: metal ion binding. Bases 1 to 2082 code for a protein of 693 amino acids.
AUGGGGGGCCACGAGCACCGCCGCAAGGAUCACAAGAGCUCGCGCUCAGGCGCGUGGGAAGGUUUCGAGAAGCUCAAGAAGGCACUGGAGGGAUUGGCCACUGCCAAGGGUGUGUCGCAGAGCCGUAUUAGCGCCGUCGCCAAGUUGGCGGCGCAUUACUCAAAGUUUUACAAACACGUGGUGCACGACAUCGAAGUGUUUCUGUGGAAGGCAGAGGUGGAGCAUCGAUUAGCUGGGCUUUAUGCAGUUGACGCCAUCAUCAGACAGUCUCAUACCAAGAAUGGCUCGAAGGACGCGUACGUGAAGCGAUUUUUGAUCCGGAUGUCAGACACAAUCGCAGCGGUCAAGAAAGUCCCCGAACAGUUUCAGCCUAAGGUUAAGCACGUGAUUGAGGAGUGGCAGAAGCGCGCAAUUUACACGCCGAGACAGAUUGAAGACCUUGGUGGACGGGAAUAUAUGCUCCAGGAGGAGCGCUCGGGGAAUGUCACGCCCCGUGCCUCGCCAGGAAAAUUAGCGUCACUGCUGUCUAUUAUCAAGCAGAAGAAGGAGGAGAAAGACCACGCCAGUGACCAACCAGGACGACCUCCGUACGACGAGGCCUACGAUACAACAGAUAGACACCAGAGAGAAGACACUGCGGCAUACAACCACCGAGCUUAUGACGAACGACGAGGAACCGAUCAGCGCCAUGACCGCCGAGAUGUCGGCGGCAUUAUGGGGGAUGCACCUGGUGUUCCAGCCGGAAAUCGCAUGCGCAGAGACCCAGCCGAUCGUCCUGGGGGCUUAGAUGAUCGUGACGUAAAGAAGGCUCGCGGGUCCCGAUGGGGACCAUCUAAGAUGGACAACCAGUCCUCGAACGAUAGGCCAGCCCCAAUAAUUACGUCACUCGACAGAGACGGAGCGUAUCAUCAAGAAAGUGGCAGACCCGGGUAUGGACCCCCUCCGGGUUCAUCUCGUCAAGGCCCGUUAUUGCAAUCUCCUCAUGGAGGCCCACCGAGACACGAAGAAUGGAAUAGAAAUGCACCCCCCUCUCAUGGUUCUGACACUGGGUGGUCGCAUGAAAACGCGCGAUCGCCACAAUCUGGAGGCCUAAGUAGACAGAAUGUGAGCCCUUACGACCAAGGUGGCAUGCAACGAUCCCCAUUUUCUGGGUCCGAUGACCGACGGAGCCCUGGGAACCGCAUCCCUGGGACUUCUGGAGAGCUCUGUCGCAAUUUUCUAGCUGGCAGAUGCACGUUUGGCGACCGUUGCUGGUACGGUGAUGAUUUCACGCACAUGCACGACCCACAGACCGCUUCUGCCGCUGUCGGUCGCUCUGAAAUGGUGGACAGUAAACGCAAAACUGUGCUGUGUAACAAUUUCCCGCUGGGAAUGUGUCGCUUUGGAGAUAAAUGCAGGUACUAUUCGAUCAGUAGCAUUGACGGGAUCACUAGUCUUUUUAUUCAUUUCAAUGGACCGACUUCUGAUGGUGGACUCCCUUUGUGGGGACCUGAAUUAGACAAGUCUGCCCGGUACCCGCCGCCUAGACCCCCUGUUCAUGGUGGUGAUCAAAGUGGAAGCCGCUGGCAACCGUCGCCGAGUUUGCGACAGGGCAUGGAGCUGAUCGGCGUCUCGCCUUCUGCUAAUGCGCCCACUCCUACCUCUCAAGCUAGAUCUUAUGGAGCUCCGCAAGUAUAUAAUGAACCACACGGUGAUCGCGGCAGUAGAGGAGGUGAUUCAUCUGUGUCUUAUGCUAAUGCCGCUGCGCCAUCUCCAAAUGGGCACAGGCUCCCUCCUGAUCACCAGGCUGCCUUAGGGGCACCCCCACAAGGCUACCAGGGAGCUUAUACCUCAGCUCCGUCACCGUACGGAGCUGCUAGUGGGUCGACCUAUGCGAAUCAAGGCUCGCCGUACCCGAGCGGAGAUCAAGAUCGAAACCGCGUCCCAGGCAAUGUCCCCGUUUUACCACCCCCUGCUUCUGGUAGUCAAUCGUACGGAGACCAAAUUGUUGCUCCGACCUUCAACGCCAAGGUCGUAGCAGACGACGAUGAAGGCGAAACAGCCGAACCAGAGUUUACUCUGGAGUACGAUGACGAAGACUAA